This is a messenger RNA of Neoarius graeffei (lesser salmon catfish), 1445 nucleotides long. It is a transcript of the gene taldo1, whose product is annotated as transaldolase 1. The record is from RefSeq and is a predicted model, not a curated record. The coding region runs from base 150 to 1163 and encodes 337 amino acids. The transcript is spliced from 8 exons. Gene Ontology annotation, cellular component: cytoplasm; intracellular anatomical structure. Gene Ontology annotation, biological process: pentose-phosphate shunt, non-oxidative branch; pentose-phosphate shunt; carbohydrate metabolic process. NCBI's taxonomy places the organism in Eukaryota, Metazoa, Chordata, Actinopteri, Siluriformes, Ariidae. Gene Ontology annotation, molecular function: transaldolase activity.
GGGCUUGGCAGCAGCGCGAGACCCGAGUACGCGCGCGCUUGAGUUUGCUGGGUUCCUUUAUUCCGUCCUCGUGCCCGCAGCUGAAAUUCUGUUGCGUCUCACGCGCGCCCCUCUGUAAGGGUAUAAAAGGACCCCUCCCCCCCCGUGCCAUGUCUCAGUCUCCGGAGAAGCGGCGGAAGAUGGAGUCCGCGCUCCAGCAGCUCAAGAAGGUGACGGUGGUCGUGGCUGAUACGGGAGAUUUUAACGCGAUCGAAGAGUACAAGCCUCAGGAUGCUACAACAAACCCAUCGCUCAUCCUGGCAGCAGCAAAGAUGCCCACAUAUCAGCACCUCCUGGAACAGGCUAUUAAAUAUGGCCUUGCCAAUGGCGGGACUGAAGAGGAGCAGCUCACGAACACGAUGGACAAGCUGUUCGUCAGCUUCGGUGUAGAGAUCCUCAAGAAAGUCCCCGGUCGAGUUUCUACAGAGGUGGACGCCAGGUUGUCUUUUGAUAAAGACGGGAUGGUGGAUCGUGCACGGCGGCUCAUCUCUUUGUAUGAGGAAGCUGGAGUGAGUAAGGACAGAGUGCUCAUCAAGCUUUCUUCCACAUGGGAGGGCAUCCAGGCUGGCGGAGAGCUGGAGGAGAAAUAUGGCAUCCACUGCAACAUGACCCUACUGUUCUCCUUCGCCCAGGCAGUGGCUUGUGCCGAGGCCAAGGUCACACUCAUUUCACCUUUUGUAGGCCGAAUAUUGGACUGGUACAAAGAACACACUGACCGUAAGACCUACGAGCCGCACGAGGACCCUGGUGUGAUAAGUGUAACGAAGAUCUAUAACUACUAUAAGAAGUUUGAUUACAGCACCGUGGUGAUGGGUGCGUCCUUCAGGAACACCGGAGAGGUCAAGGCGUUGGCUGGAUGUGACCUUCUCACCAUUUCCCCUGGGCUGCUGGGAGAGCUGAGUCAGGAUCACAGCACUGUCCCCCUCAGUCUCACUCCAGAGAAAGCGAAGGCUUGUGAUCUGGAGAAACUCCACCUGGACGAGAAGACCUUCCGCUGGCUGCACAAUGAGGACCGCAUGGCUGUGGAGAAGCUCUCUGACGGCAUCCGGAAGUUUGCUGCAGACGCUGUGAAGCUUGAGGACAUGAUCAAGGAGAAGACACUCAGCGUGAAAAAUGGACAGUAAUGCUGAAGACCCCGCCCGUCCUGAAACUCCUGAUUGGCCCGUUACUGUUGGCUGAAAUGGUGAACUUGCUUCUGAAGCUAAACUUAUUCUGUAGUCUCGGACCACAAAAAGCUCCUGCACUAAUCAUGAACUUUUGUUCAGGGAUGAAGUCCUCACUGAAUCAAACAUUCCUAUAUACUUUUUGACAACAUGGCGUCCAUAUUUGUAUUAAUAAUGACUAUAACUUCAACCUGUUGAUCCAUUGUCGCUUUGUGGUAUCAAUAAAGAAAAGAUGAGCAGAAA